AUGGAUGGAGGCUAUGCUGUCCACUGCAAGAAGGAAGAAGUGUACAGCAGUUGCGAGAUGAAGGUACCAAACAAGGAGAACGAAACAACACCAUGUAUGUACGGUUGGGAAUAUGAUGAUACUUGGUUUUCAGCAACUGCUUCCUCACAGGAAGACUGGGUAUGCGAAAGAGAAAUGUAUCCUAACACUAUAUAUUCCGUCAGUCACUUCAUUUCCAUCGCUUUUGCUGUUCUGCUUUUCUUCGUUGGUGACAGAUUUGGCCGGAGGAUAGAGUUUCUCACGAGCGUAAGCAUGAUGGCGGUAUCCCGGUCACUGCUGACAGUUUCGGCGCCCGUCUUCCCGCUCUAUGUCGCUCUCGCAGCGAUAGCAGAGGGUCCAGCCUUGCCUUGCACGGAGUCUGCUGCAGCCAUUGGAAUCGAACUGACUGGCAUCAAACAUCGCUCGCUCGUCAACUUUCUGGUAUUUGUGUUUUACUGUUUGGGACCAAUUUCUAUGGCACUGGCAGCAAUGUUGUUACGAAACUGGGUUCACUUUCUACUGCUUUCAUCUGUCCCCUGCUUCAUUCCGUUGUUGCUGCAUAGGUGA
Molecule: messenger RNA, 585 nt
Organism: Schistocerca americana (American grasshopper)
Lineage: Eukaryota; Metazoa; Arthropoda; Insecta; Orthoptera; Acrididae
Product: solute carrier family 22 member 7-like
Exons: 5
Coding region: 1-585 (194 amino acids)
Source: RefSeq, a predicted model, not a curated record